AGUACAUCCACUUUUAGGCAGCAACAGCUUCACUUUUCUGCUCACCACCAUUAAUACCGCUCUCUCAUCUUCACUCACCUUCCCUCCGUCAACCCUAAGUAAAUGCAUUAACAACGCGAUUUCCAAUCAUUUUCAGUUUCAUGUCAACAUCGUGCUCAAAAUUGCAAAAUUAGUGCGUAUAUGUUUGAUGAUUUGACGUUUGUUUUCUAUGAAAUUCAAUUAUCAGGUCAUAUGAACAAAAUAAUCCUAAAUUGUUACUGUUAAAGUGAGCAAACCCUAGUAAUGGCGGAAGAUAGAGGACCUGUGAAACGAUCAGAGGGGAAGAAAAUGGAGGCUUCCCGUAAACAAGGUAACAAUAAUACUAUCAUUAAGAGAAAGAGACUUGAUGCCAAUAUCUUCAAGAAAGGGCAUAUUGAUCAAGCCAAAAAGUAUAAAGUGUCUACUGAAUGUAUGCCAUCUGAGAGCAAAGAUGUUUUGUUGGACAACACUUCGGUACAAAAUCAAAGUUGCAGGAUUGGUUAUGAAGGACAGUCACAGCCUGGGAAUGGAGAAACUAUAUUGGAAAGUGUUGGCCUUAGUCUUGUUGAACAGGAAUGUGACCAGGAUCGGGCUUCCUCAUCAGUAGAUGUCCUGUUGCACGAAAAAACACAUGGUGAAAUGAUUGAAGAUUUGGAGCCUUGUAAUAGUUAUAAUGAUACAAAUUUGAGGACUUCUUCUGUUAUUAAGAAAUCAGAAGACCUACCUGACUUCCAGAAGAAGAUGCCAAGAUACGUCGAGUUCUGGGUUCCUGUUGGUCUUUCAUAUGUACAGCUUGAGAAGUACUGCGAGACAUUAAUUAAAAACUCGAUGUUUCUUUGUUCAAGUUUAAAGAAUGAAGUACUAGAUGGUCUUCAUGAUGUUCUCUCUACGAUUAGGAAGUGCUGUGAUCACCCUUACCUAGUGGAUUCGUCUUUGCAAAAGUUUGUCAAUGAUGGGCGUCCAGUUGGUGAUUAUCUGAGUAACGGAAUAGAAGUCAGUGGGAAACUCCUUCUACUUGAUAAAAUGCUUCAAGUGGUUAAGAGAAAACAGUUGAGAGUGCUAAUUGUAAUUCAGGACAUUCAGUCGAUGGAUUCAAAACUGAUGUCCAAUAAUCUUCAGCACUUCCUAGAUGACUUAAUAUGUGAAAAAGUUGGUGAAGAGUGUUACGUAAACAUCUACCGUGAAUUUGAUUCUUCAAAAAAGCGAGCUGCGAUUAAUCUGUUCAAUGACAAAGAUAGCGGGAAGUUGGUGAUGUUAAUUGAAAAAGGUUCUUGUCAACCAAACGUCAAACUCUUCUCAGUAGACUGUGUCAUCUUAUUUAAUAGUGACUGGAGAUCAACACAUGACUUGAAGUCACUACAAAAAAUGUCUAUACAAUCGAAUGGUGAUAGUUUGAAAGUAUUUCGAUUGUAUUCAUCAUAUAGUGUGGAAGAGAAAGCUCUAAUUUUGGCAAAGGAAGGCAAUAGUUUAGAGAGCAACGUCAGCAAUUUUAGCCACAGUAUAACCCAUUUGCUACUUCUCUGGGGCGUAUUCUCUUUGUUUAGUAAACUUGAUGCAUUGCAUAGUGAUUGCUCAUCAAUUAAAAAUCUUAGUUGUUUGUGCGAAGAUAAACUGGCAGCUGACGUUACUAAUGAGUUUUCAGCUAUUUUAACUUGUGAAGAUGAUGAUAUGAUUAGCUAUUCACGAAUCUCCAAAGUUCCAGGGACUAAAGAUGAUAUUUCUGAGAUUGUAGUUUUGCAUGGUGAAGAAGAUGAACCAACUAGAGAUAAUGAUAUACCACCAUGGGCAAUAUGGAGUAAUCUACUUGAGGGAAGGAAACCUAUGUGGAAACUUUUACCAGGAUCUUCGGAGAGGUUAAGAAGAAGAGGUGAACUCAUGGCCAGUCCGGUUCAGUGUUUUGAAUCUGAUGAUAAAGAUGCAAAGAUGACAAGCAAGAGAAAUUCACAUUCUGGUGAUGAAAGUUUUGGUCCAAAACCAUGGGUACGAAAAGGUUGCCGGUCAGAUUCAGCUAAAAGACGUGGUGAAAUGGCUGAUCCUGGGAAAUUACUUGGUAAAUCUGUCAAACCAUCCUCUUCAAAAUAUCACUACAGUAGCCUGAGUCAGAUAGAAGAAACUUGGCAGCGCAGGAUGAGAGAACUUAUUCUAAAACAGAAAGAAGAAAUUCUUCUAUUUUAUAGGACUAAGAGUGAGAUCAAAGCAAAGUUGGAGAAAGAACAUUAG
Messenger RNA from Amaranthus tricolor (Joseph's coat), 2238 nucleotides. RefSeq names its product helicase protein MOM1-like. Lineage: Eukaryota; Viridiplantae; Streptophyta; Magnoliopsida; Caryophyllales; Amaranthaceae. Gene Ontology annotation, biological process: negative regulation of transcription by RNA polymerase II; chromatin remodeling. Gene Ontology annotation, cellular component: chromatin; nucleus. The record is from RefSeq and is a predicted model, not a curated record. Gene Ontology annotation, molecular function: ATP hydrolysis activity; DNA binding; chromatin binding. The transcript is spliced from 8 exons. Bases 283 to 2238 code for a protein of 651 amino acids.